Molecule: messenger RNA, 3445 nt
Organism: Hippocampus zosterae (dwarf seahorse)
Lineage: Eukaryota; Metazoa; Chordata; Actinopteri; Syngnathiformes; Syngnathidae
Product: titin-like
Exons: 15
Coding region: 286-2703 (805 amino acids)
Biological process (GO): cell adhesion
Molecular function (GO): integrin binding
Source: RefSeq, a predicted model, not a curated record
CAGCAGUCACCAGACAGUGUGGGGACCUUGCCUGCCCUGUUUUUGUACUACUUUCCAAGAUAUCGAUUGUGCCUUGUGUGGCAGAUACGGACUGCUAGUCUGCUUCCAUUUCUGUUUUGUUGGGCUUUCAUCAAUCGAACAGGCGGUGGAGCCAAAGAGUUUCAACUUCACAACGUGCAGUCCAAGCAAAGCCAGCAGAUGAAAACACUCAAGCUUCAAAACUGGUGGCAACCUUAAACUUCAACUUCUUCUUUCCAUAUUUUCUUGUGGAUACCCUGAGGCAUCAUGCUGCCUCUCGCAGGCGAGUGGCACACAAGUGGAGCAGCUUUGUAUUGCCGUCAGAAAAUGGGCGAAAGGGCGACAUUUGUGCGCCUUUUGAUGGGGUUUCUUCUCAGCGCCACAGGUGCCUGCUGCCCCAUCGAGUUGAGCCCCCCCGGGGUGGCGGUGCAAUACGGAGACCCCGUUUCCAUCAACUGCAGCACCUCCGACCCCCUGUACAAAGGGAUGGGUUGGGAGGCUCCGCUGGGUGGCACGGGCCUGAAGCCUGUGCGCCAUUUGGCUUGGAGCGUGGACGCACUCACCAGGUGGCACAUCUCGCCCGAGUGCUUCCUCAGCCCAGUGCCCAAAAGCGGACGAGACCAGUGCUCCAAGAACGCAGACGUCGUCGUUUACACAUCUCCACAAACUAUCUCCAUCCAAGCCAACACAUCUGUUGUCAAAGAAGGAGAGCCGAUUGAAGUGAUAUGCAUCAUUAGGAGGAUCGCGCCGAAACACCGCGUCAUCGUGCGGUGGUACAGCAACGAUGCGGUCAUCACGGAAAGACGCGCUGAAGGCUCAAUUAAAGGACCUGUUGAUCUUGUUUUUGGCUACAACUACAAACAUUUCGAGUCGUCUUCGGAACGGCGGCAGCAGCUUGUCAAGCUCAAAUGCGAGGCGGUUUUGGACCUGCCGCCCGAGGGGCAGCAACUCGGUGCAUUUUCACCCGAGUUGGAGAUCACAGUUGAAUAUGACAUAGAAGACAUCCAGCUCACGUGUCCAACUAACUACACCGCAGUGGAGUACGCUCCUCACAACCUCUCCUGCUCCGUGGAAGGCGGGUCUUCCGAAUCUUUGAUCACCUGGUACAAAGACGGAGAGGAGGUGGAGUUAUCGGAGACACUGACGAGAUACGACGCCGGGCAGUAUGUCGUCGUUGCCACCUUGUCUUCAAGCACGGUCAAUGCCACCGUGGAUCUCAAUGUUGUAUAUCCGCCCUCGCAGAUAGAGGAGCUGGAGGAUAUUGAAGUGGAGCUGGGCUCCGAAAUAUACCUCCAGUGCUCCACCAGAGCCAACCCGCGACCCGAAUACUCCUGGAGUGCACCCACUUUUCUCAACAUCACUCAGGUCAAUGAAGAUGGAGUUUCCCGUCUACUGAUACCGAAUGUGGCUUCACACCACACGGGCGUCUACACUUGCUACGCCAGCAACGAAAGAGGGAAUGUCACUAAAAAAGUCACAGUGAGUGUAAAAGAGUGCGAGCCCGACUGGUUUAGGUGUGCAAAAGGCGCAUGCAUCUUGUCUCAUCGGAUGUGUGACGGAGAAGACCACUGCGGUGAUGGGAGCGACGAAAUCCUGUGUGGUGAGCAUCAUGAAUGCCCCAUUAGGAUACAACCUGAGGCCCUGGUGCUCCAAUACAUGGGUGAAAGCCAGAAGGCCACGUGCAUGUUCACAAGCACAAGAAAUGCCCGAGCCAUAGCUUGGGCCGGAGGGCCCGUCUUACACCACAACGAAACAACUUGGACUCCUAACACCCAUACAGACUGGGAUCCUUCUCCUCGCUGCGCCGUCUUCUUCCAGAGUCAAAUGAUUUGCAAGAAGCCUCUUGACUUCAUCCUCUACAAAAUGCCUGACAGCGUCACCAUCCGUCCGGUCAACAAGUCGAUCUUUUUGGAGGGCAAGCUGUGCCAGCUGCGUUGUGACAUCACCAACGUGGCUCCUGCACAAAGCCUCAUUGUGCGCUGGUAUCACGGAAAUCGAACCAUUGAGCCAUCAGUCAGGGAGCCUCUGCGAUUGGUCGACUGCCCACAAGAUUCGAACACGUCGUGUGAACCGGGCGCCAUCAGGACGCCGGUAAACGUGUCUGCCAGCGCCAGCUUCCUCCUCAACCGAACACAUCACGAAGCCGCUUUAAGUUGCGAGGCGAUCUUGGAUUUGGGACCGCUGGGACCACGGCUGUCACCCGCCGUGAUUUCACGUGCUGUCAGCUUCAGUGUGUACUACAAACCGGUCAUCAACACCACCAAGCUCCCGAGAGUCGUCCCGCUGUUCCGAGGUUACCCCGAGGAGCUCGUGUGCGAAGCAGACGGCCAGCCGCCUCCCGUCAUCUACUGGUCAAGCGGCGUUGAAAACCCCUCCUGGGAGUCAAGAGACAACAUCACCGUUUUGAAGGCAGGCCACUACGUCUGCAAAGCCGUCAAUGACGUGGCGUCGGAUGUCCACGAGGUUGAAGUGAUCCCAAAAGAGGACUACCUGCCCCUCAUCGCUGGCUUCGUGGCGGCCACGGUGGUGGUCAUAUCGGCCAUUUUCCUCUUCAUCUACUCCAUCUAUUACAAGAAUACCAAGAUGCGGCGCUACAGUCUGAAGAACCCCAAACUCGGCGGCCACAACGCCAACGUGGCGCACAACGGCUGGGACUUACAGUUCCCUAUGACCAAGCUGUCGUGACCGGAUCACGUCACCCCCACCACACGCGGACGUACGAGCUGUCUGGGCGACUGACUCACAGUCACGUCUUCUUUCAGAUUUGACUCUUUAUCAGAUCCGUUUAAAGACUACAGCUUGUGCUGUACGUGUCAGUAUUUACUACUCUGGUUCACUGGAUGGAGACAUUGCAAAGAAGGAGUCCAGACAAGUUGGCUCUUGAAUGUUUAGUAAGCACACAAAAAAAGUAAAAUGAUUUAUGUAAAUGGUUGGAGGUUUGCUUUCCUGCACCCCAACUCUUGUGGUGCGGUUUGCGUGGCAUCGUUUCACAAACUGAGCGUCUUGAGGAAGCGUGAGGUAACUCUGUGGUUUUUGGGGUUUGAAUUGAGGGAGUUCACUACUUUUCUAAACUAAUCAGUUGCGCUUGCCAUGUGAAACAUGAAGCGACGUGUGUAGAUCCCUGAGCCUUUUGUCCUUUUACGGUGCUUUCCUCUUAACUACUGUGCACUUGUACUUCUGUAUCCUCUCCCUCUCUCAUUCUCUCUGUGUGCCUGGUGCAGCUUGGGAAAUUCUCUCUGCUUUGUGGUCUGAUGAAUGCGUGGCCUUAAAUGCUAUAUUGAAUAUUUGAUGUACUGUUAAUUUUUUUUAAAGAAGUGAACAAAAAACGCAUGGUGGAUGUGAAUGUAGUGUCCCAAUAUUUGUGAAUGUUGCUGUACAUAUUUAUAACAGAGGAUUUUUAUCAUUAAAUAUGUGACUUUUGAGCAAA